Amoebophrya sp. A25 is the source of this 250-nucleotide messenger RNA. NCBI's taxonomy places the organism in Eukaryota, Dinophyceae, Syndiniales, Amoebophryaceae. The record is from the annotation of a GenBank genome assembly.
GCUUCAUCCUGGAGAUUUGGAGGUGGUAGUACGAGUAGUUCGGCUCCUCCUGGAAACCAGGUGUCGACUCAUGCGGGCUUCGAUGCCUUUGAGUUUAUGCGGCAACAGGACAGAGGCGCAAGCGAGUUCACGGAGCAGACUUUUUGGCACAAGUUGUUGAGCGCGGACGCUAAUGCCAUGGCAGAUGCGGGGAUGGUGGCAGGAACUCCCGAAACGAGUGGGGAAGAAAGCGAUGGAGUACUUAAUAGAG